Messenger RNA from Kuraishia capsulata CBS 1993, 1044 nucleotides. RefSeq lists its product as uncharacterized. The coding region runs from base 1 to 1044 and encodes 347 amino acids. The record is from RefSeq and is a predicted model, not a curated record. Lineage: Eukaryota; Fungi; Ascomycota; Pichiomycetes; Pichiales; Pichiaceae. The transcript has a single exon.
AUGCAAACAUUUUUUUUCUCAAAGAGAUUCCUGUUCACACUCAUCGUUGUCGUCCUCGUGGCUCACCUCUAUCCCAAGAUAAAGUCUUCAAUAGUUAAGCGUCUAUACUCAUCGAUGUCUACCGGCCUAACACCCAGAUCGACCCUCAAGGCUGUUUAUGCCCAGGAGCAAAGUGAGGGAGCUGGUGCUCGUGUUCGUCGUUCCAUUGGAACCUACGAAAUGCGUCACUUUACUCCCUUCCUGAUGCUUGACCACUUCAACUCCUCUGGGUUGAACGGAUUUCCAGACCAUCCUCACAGAGGCCAAGAGACCAUUACCUAUAUGAUUAAUGGUCAGAUGGCCCACGAGGACUUUACCGGAUCCAAGGGAAUCCUCAACCCUGGUGACCUCCAGUUCAUGACUGCUGGUCGUGGAAUCGUUCAUUCAGAGAUGCCUGUUCCGCAGCCCGACGGGUCUUCCAAUGUGGGAAUGCAACUGUGGGUUGAUUUGCCCAGAAACCUCAAGUCGUGUGAACCAAGAUAUCGCGACCUGAAGGCUGCUGAGAUUCCAAUUGCUAAGCCAGAUGACAAGGUCACUGUCAAGGUCAUUUCAGGUGAAUCCUAUGGAGUCAAGUCUGUUCAGGACCUUGCCUAUACACCAGUGGAUUACUACCACUACACCGUUCUCCCAGGUGGAACGUUUGAACAGCCAGUCUCCUCUGAUCAUGCCACCUUCUUGUACCUGAUGAGCGGUAACAUCAAGAUUAACGGUAAGGUUUAUCCCCAAUAUCAUUCUGUAUUUUUCAAGCGUGAUGGAAACGCUGUUGUCGGUGAGGUUCCUGCUGAUUCCACCGAACCAGCUGAUUUUGUGCUGAUUGGAGGCCAAAUUAUGGACCAGCCAAUUGUCCAACACGGACCUUUUGUGGAGUGCUCGAAAGAGAAGAUCUAUCAGGCUUUCGUGGAUUACCAGACCGGUUCCAAUGGUUUCGAGAGAUCUCGUAACUGGAGCAGUUCCAUUGCCGAGGGAGUCACUCCAGAGAUUGUCAAGGAGCUUUCCAACAAAUAG